Messenger RNA from Trametes versicolor FP-101664 SS1, 3978 nucleotides. RefSeq lists its product as uncharacterized. Bases 1 to 3978 code for a protein of 1325 amino acids. The transcript has 18 exons. Lineage: Eukaryota; Fungi; Basidiomycota; Agaricomycetes; Polyporales; Polyporaceae. The record is from RefSeq and is a predicted model, not a curated record.
AUGCAACGAGAUCAACAAGACUUGUGGGAGUCUGUUUUACAUGCCUUGCUUGCCGGCGUGUUGGACUAUCUCGAUAACCAUGACACCAAAGACGUGAAGGACAUGAUCGGAGCUGCGCUAUAUCCCUAUUUGUGCGAAGUCUGCUUCUCUCUUUCCGCCCCGAAGACAAGCGUGGAUCUGCGGUGUACUGCAUACAAUAUUCUGUCAGAUUCAGCUGCUUCGCAUCAACCAAAUCAAGAGAAAUUGCGGGAUAAGGACGUCCUCGGGGGAGAGCGUCUUGGUUCAUGCAUAUGGCGGACGAAAGACUAUCUCGCCAUCGAAGGCCUGCUCAACCUCUUCGCCCGCGCUAUACCUUCCACACACAAUAGCCCCACCGGCAGGUCCAGACGGACCGCAUAUAUCCACUCCGUCUUCAAAUCUUGUGCACCCCAAGAAGCCACUGCUACGGGUGACGAGAUCGUUGAACUGCUGGAGAAUGUGCCUACUAGUAAUUGGGACGAUACUGCUAUGAAGAUUGUCGACGUGCUGUCGAGGGGAAGCAUCUCUUGCCCGCAACCGUUUGCUGUUGCGGAAGUGAUCGCAUGUAGCCAUGUAUAUCAAUCCGACCGGCUAUAUGCGGAUGAUAAAGGCCUCUUGGUCAACAUCCUGCUCGGCGAGGACCAAUGCGAGUCGCUUGCGAUCGCAUACUCGUCCAUCCAGGACAUAGACGUUAGCCAAUCUGCGCAAGGUGCCGCGCGGGUUACUGUCUCUGUGCGAGAGCCCCCGCGGCUCGGGAAGGAUCCUAUCACCGCAGAGCAAAAUCCAGAUACGGUUAUCAAUCUCGACGUCGUAUUCGCCUUCAUAGCCAAGGACAUUCCUCGAUUGGUCGACGUAUUUCUGUCGAGAGGUCUGAAUCACGCUAUCCGCAGUAUCCCGGAAGCGUCUCGAUUAGCACAUGUACCUAAAUUGUCCCUUGCAGCAGAGCCCGCCAAUCUCGAGCUUGACAGCGCUGGCAGGUUUGUAAAAGAACCCAGUCAAACCGAGCGUAUCGAGACCGUAUCGCAAACAGCGUUUGGGCUCAGCGACGAGGAGCUCUCCGAGAUCUCUGACUACGACAGCCCUGUACCUCGGUCCAAGGUUCUUCGGCGCUCUAGCACAAGCACCAGCCUUGUCCGCGGACGGAUCUCGUUCCAACCCCUUCUUUCCACAAGCACUGGUACGAGCAGCUCCGCGACUCGUGUUGCUCGUGGUGGUGUAGGAAAAGUUGUGCUAGACUCUGACGACGACUCUCCUCCGGCGGCGCCUACUUCGCCUGCCUCCCGGCGCGCCAAAAGGAAAGCUGUCCUGAUUCGCGACCCCACUCUCGAAGACUCACUACCCGCUCCUGCCAAACUUGUUCCUGCAUUGCCUACUCCUAUUGUGUCUGCUGCUAUGCCUGAGCAUGUCGCCCCCGUGCCUUCCCGUGUUCCUACUGCCAUGGCCGACGCACCCGUCACUCCGUCUCUGCUACCGAGGGGUGACGUACCUAUGUCUUCCAGCGGUCCUGGCAAAGUCUUGCGCUUCUCUGACAUCCCUGCUCCCAAUUUCAACGCUCCCUUGUCCUCUCCUGUGGUCGCUCCGAAGUCUGCCCUCAAGAGUGCUCUUGUGAAGAAGCUUGCUCCAUCUCGACUCGCGAAUGCUGCGUUCCUCGAACCUGCUCCCUCUGCUACUGCUGCCGAGUCUGCUCCGCCUGCAUCCGCCUCUAUCAAGGACCUCAAGGCUUCCGCUAUCAAGGCGAGCGACAUUUUGGACGAUCUUGCUCCGCCAUCGAGUUCGCCAACACCAAGUGCCAAGAAGUCUCCGCACAACGUCACAUCCACGAAGAGAAAGUCUACCGCGCCUGCCGAUAAGGAGGAUCCGGAACCUCCUACACUCGAUAACGACACUUCGCGUCCCACUAAGCGUCCGCGCACCGUAGCCCAGAUACCGCCCCUGGUCAGCAAGGAUCCUAAACCUCAGAAGGGCAUCCUGGACGAACGAUCCGAGUCGAUUCUCCUUCGUCCUCGCGCCACCGCCGCCACUCGCGCCACCAAGAGGUAUCACGCAAAGGGGGGAAGAACUUCCUCUCCUGCUGCGGCCUCCAAUGCUACGCGCAAGAAGAGAGUGCCCUCUGUCGAUUACGAUGCUUUGCCUAGUCCUCCUCGCCCGCACGCUGCCGUCGUAAAACCCUCGUCACCCAUCCCGAUCCCUGAAGAAAAGCCCACUGCCAAGCCAAAACCCAAGGCUGCAGUGAAGCCGAAGGUUGACGCAAACCCCAAGAAAGAGGUGAAGGCACGCAAGGCCGACGGCCCCGCCACCACGACUAAGAAGCCUGCCGGCGCUGUACCUGCUCGAAAGACUGCUAUCCGCGCACCGAAGAAUGCGGAACAGGAGAUGGGCGAGACGCGCGACGCGGAGGCGACGGCUCCAGCGGAUGAUCGCCCUUCCGUCGCUCGUAAAGUGCCAGAACCCCGCCGCCCACAGCGGGCGCAACGCAAGAAGGCUCCCGUAGCGGUGCCGGUGAAUACCAUUGAUCGCAACGCAGAUGUUGAGGAUCUCUCACCUACCGACGAAUACAUGGAUGACGCCGUAGUCCCUCCGUUCGACUUCUCGGACUACACGGCACCACAGGUCGAUUGUGAUGUUCCGGAACUAUCGACCCUCUCCGUGUCUAAGCAACGCCGAGGCGGUGAAGUUAUGAUAGAGGAUGCCGUCGAUCCUACGCCAAUCUCUGCCUCUAAGAAAAUAAGCGCGACCCCGUGGGAUGCGGCUUUCGAACCCGUUUCUGAGGUCGUAUCUGGCCUGGAUGCGCUUGGCGGUGCAGGUCCUCUGCUGGCAAUCGGCGGUGAAGAAGAGCGCAUGGAAAUCGAUGAAUGUGGCUUUUCCGAACCCCAGCACCCCAUGGCGGAGCCUGUGCUUGUGGUUUCAGAACCCGCUUUUAAGGCACCCCGCAGCCUCCCUGUUCGCACUGAAGGAGUGGCAUCUGCAGUACCACGCCAGAAGACGCCGUCGACCAUCUCGAAGAAACUUGAUGUUGCACCGAUCACCCAUCGUCUCCCCGACUCUGCGUCGAAAUCUGUCUCUGCCCUAUCGCCCGCCGCUGUCAAGGCGGAAACCAUUGAUCUGACUCUCGACUCUCCUCCCAAACCUACGAAGCUCGCUCCAUCUUCCGUACGCGGACGUAUGCAGCCACCCACAUCUGCGUCGCCCAAAUCGCCAGUGACAGCGAUCUCCGACGAACCAAUGGCCAAGAUCACUAUCACAGAGAAUGAUGAUGCCGAUAUCCUCGCAUUCAUGAAGCAUCACAAAGUCCCCCUGCACAAGACUAAUAUCACUCCUCUGCGCGCCAGGGUCCUCACUCCCGAACACGAGGUUCCGCUCUUGCCGAUCCUCGACCGUCGUGGAGGUGGAGGUGUAGCUCAACGACGCUUGGACCAGGCGUACCAGAUGUCUCCGACAAAGCCCUCUCGCGAGCGCCGCGCCGUCUUUGGCCACGCAGAUAUGGGUGUUCGCAAGGACAGCCUCAGUUCCGAUGACCCGCAUCGUCUCAUCGACGUAUUGGGACAGCUGCAUGACGCCGUCGUGUACAGCAUCGAGAACAAAUUCGAAGGUGUCCGCCACCACGCGCGCCUUGGUCGCAAUGAACUUGUGCGCGACGCCGUAGCCGACCUAGUGGCCAUACGGGCGGAGAGCGUUGCUCAAUUCAACAAUCUCGUCGACCUCGAAGCCGAGUAUGCGACCUCCGGCCGUGGCCUGAUCCAUGGCAGCGAAGAUUGGCUGAAGACGAACCGUGAGCUCAGCCGAAGCCUGGCGCAGGUGCUGGAGCAGCAUGAUCGGACGAUGCUGUCGAAGAAGAUGCCGCCCAAGCUGAUCACCUCAAUGCUAAAAUAUGCCCGCCGCGGGAAUGGAAUGGACAUCUUCUUGCGCUCCCCGGGAUCACCCGAAUGGCCGAAGGCUAUAGACGCCGUCGCUACGGCGUAG